GAGAGGUUCAUGCGAAGCAGUGCUAGUGAGACUGGGUAUGUGCUAUCAGGAGCUGAGCUUCCUUGCUUGGUUUAAUGUCACUUGGAGAAAAUCAAGGAAACAAAAAGAAGAAAAAGAAAACAGAAAAUUUCAUCACCCCAGUCCAUCCAGACUGAACGAGCUUAACGAGAUAGGGCUAAUGUGUCCGGAAACGGCAGUUCUCUUGGCACGCUGAGGAGAAAAAUACGACAAUCCGACGGCGUACGACUCGAGUCUACUGGCGUUGAGUCCGAUCCUCGCAACGGCACUUCCAGGACUAGUCUCGAGCCGAGUGUCGCGGUGCCAAUGACGCUGUACACGGCGGGUGGGAUGAUCGUUUAGCAGCAGAUUGGACGUCGAUCCGGAUGGGAUCGACGGCAUCAGCGACCGUUCAGCAGACUGAUUGCCAAGGGAUUGGCACAACCCCUCACUGGAGAACUGCUCCAGCGUCGAUUCCUGCUAAUCUGACCGUGUCGAUCAUUCAACCAACGGACUUUGCAAACCCUGCUUGCUUUCUUCAUCACUCCCCAUUCAUCCAAGCUUCCAAUCACUCCUCCCCCUCUCUUUUUUUUUCUUUCUCCACUUCUCCCUCUCAUUAACAACCACCCCCCGGUUGUAAUGAUGAAGAUAUCGUUGCGCAAUCAGUUGUAGUUAUCUAAAAACGAUCUCCCGUCUACCACUGGUGUUGCACGGGUUGCAAUCGUCGCCAACAUGUUAACUGCGUGGAGACGGUUUUUCCAUCCGUCGGUAAACGACGACGUGUCCAGUCCCUCCUCGCUGUACGACGAGAAAUGCGGCCAGCUCGAGGUCAACGUCACGGCAUCCAGUCCGCCAAAAGCGACUGGCGCCGUCAAAAUCGAGGCCGUGGAAGCCGUGGGCGGCCGGAAGGGACGAUAUCUCCUCUAUAUCGGCUUGGUCAUGGUUAUGAUCAUCUUUGAACUGGACAACUCGACCGUAGGGACUUAUCGCAACUUCGCGACAUCCGACUUCAAACAUCUUUCCGUGCUGGCCACCCUCAACACGGCGGCCAGCAUCAUUACCGCCGUAAGUAAACCGCCGAUAGCCAAAGUCUCAGACGUCUUGGGGCGGGCCGAGGCAUACAUCUUUACCAUCACAUGCUACAUUCUGUCCUACAUCCUCUGUGCAUCGUCCAAGACGUUCAGCAUCUAUGCGGGUGGCUACGUAUUCUAUUCCGUCGGCCAGGCCGGCACGGCCAUCCUCAACUCCACCGUCGUGUCCGACAUCUCGUCCAUGCGCUGGCGAGGCUUUGUCUACAACAUCCUGUACAUCCCUUUCCUGAUCACGCCGUGGGUGUCGGCAUUCAUCGUCGACAGCGUCGUCAAUGGUAUUGGCUGGCGUUGGGGCAUCGGCAUGUUCGCCAUCCUGAUGCCCUUCUGCGCCAGUUUCAUCAUCGUCACCCUCCUCGUUUUCGAACGACGCGCCAAGCGGUCUGGCCUCAUCCUGACGGAGAAAUUGAAUCUCUUCACCUUCUGUUCGCGGAUCGAUCUGGGCGGCAUCAGCCUGUUGAGUGGCGGAUUUGCGCUAGUCCUGAUCCCCAUCACGCUGGCCGCCACAACAUCCGAUUGCUGGAAGACUCCGUGGGUCGACGCCCUGAUUGUGCUGGGCGGCAUCGCGCUGGCCUGUCUGUAUCCGUACGAGAAGUACUUCGCCCGUCACCCGGUCGUCCCCACCCACUACUUCCGUACCUUGUCCGUGGUGGUCUCCAUGGCCUUGGCCUGCGUGGACAACAUUGGGUUCGGAACCACCCAGACCUACCUGUACGUCUGGUCCAUGGUGUCCCACAACUUCUCGCCCCGUGACGCCCAGUUCCUCAACUACACCAACAGCGUCAUGCAGGCGCUGGUGGGGAUGGGCACCGGGCUGCUCAUGUAUCGGCUACGGUCGUACAAAUGGAUCGGCGUGGUCGGCGCCGCCAUCCGCAUGGUCGGGUACGGAGUCAUGGUCCGUCUGCGCACCAACGAGAGCUCCGUCGCCGAACUGUUCAUCGUCCAGCUGAUCCAGGGUGCCGGCAGCGGGAUGAUCGAGACCAUUGUCAUCGUCGCCGCGCAGAUCUCCGUGUCGCAUGCCGAACUGGCCCAGGUCACGUCGCUCAUCCUGCUCGGAUCCUUCUUGGGCAAUGGCAUCGGCUCAGCCAUCGCCGGUGCCAUUUACUCCAAUCAGCUGCGCGACCGCCUGCGUUUGCAUCUCGGACACAGUGUCGAUGAGGACACCGUCGUUCGCCUGUACAACUCCAUUACGGAUACACUGCCGAAGUGGGGGACGCCGGAGCGAGAUGCGGUUAACCGAGCAUAUUCCGAUGUCAUGGGGUACAUCACGAUCGCCGCGUUGGCGCUCUCCGCUCCCGUCGUCAUCCUCUCUCUACUGAUACCGAAUAAGAGGCUCGGCGACGGACACAAUCUGGUCCAAGAGACCCAAAGCGACGAUUCCCAUUCCUCUGACGAAACCCUGGUGGAUGAAAAGACCUGCACCCGAUAAUUCUAAUGCCGCGACAUGUGUGAUAUUGAUGCUGAUGACUAUACAUUAAUGAGUGUACAUAUGGGAC
Molecule: messenger RNA, 2581 nt
Organism: Aspergillus pseudonomiae
Lineage: Eukaryota; Fungi; Ascomycota; Eurotiomycetes; Eurotiales; Aspergillaceae
Product: major facilitator superfamily domain-containing protein
Exons: 6
Coding region: 730-2514 (594 amino acids)
Biological process (GO): transmembrane transport
Molecular function (GO): transmembrane transporter activity
Source: RefSeq, a predicted model, not a curated record